CUGUUUCUGUAGCUGACUGCUUCAGAGCCAGCAGCAACCACUACUGUUUGUCAGGACAGCUCCCACAAAACAACUCAUGUUUUCACAGUUUGUUCUCUAUAGAAAGUUUAUAGAAGAAAGCAACGAUUAUGUUUAAUCCAUCUAGGAACCUGGUGUAAUGUGGAAUCAUAUCCAAGCAACAAGGAAAUUUUUAACAACACACAGAUAUCAAUGACUGAAGAAAAAGUCUGUCCUUCAUAUCACUCAUCAGCACAGUGAUGGAAGGGAGAAGAGCAGAUGGAGAGCCAUGUGGCAACACUGAAGUUGCUACCAAGCAGGUGGCCCAAUGGGAUGAUCCAAUGAUGCCAAAAGAACUGAGACUCAUCCUGGUAGGGAAGACAGGAAGUGGGAAGAGUGCAACUGGAAAUAGCAUCCUUGGCAAGAAAGUCUUUGAGUCAAAGCUCAGUUCCAGGCCAGUGACCAAGAGCUGCCAAAGAGAGAGCAGAGAAUGGGAUGGAAGGACACUUGUUGUCAUCGACACCCCAGAUAUCUUUUCCUCCAGACCCCAAACAAAUAAAGAUCUGGAGAUCUGUCGCAGUAUGGUGCUCUCAUCGCCAGGGCCUCAUGCACUGCUUCUAGUGAUCCAGGUGGGCCGGUACACCAGUGAGGACAAGGAGACCCUCAGGCGCAUCCAGGAGAUAUUUGGAGCUGGAAUCCUGUCUCACACCAUCCUUGUCUUCACCAGAAAAGAAGACUUGGGGAAGGGAACCCUGACAGAAUACUUAAAUGAAACAGACAACAAAAGCUUAUUGUGGCUGAGUAGGGUUUGUGAAGGAUUUCACUGUGGUUUCAACAACAAAGUUGAAGGGGAGGAACAGGAGGUUCAACUAAAGGAAUUGAUGAAGAUGGUAGAAGGGGUUCUCUGGAAAAAUAACUGGCACUAUUACUCAAAUGAUGUAUAUGCCUACAUUCAGAAAAAUAGUAAGCAGUUAAAAGAGGAGAUGGGAGAAGAGCCAACAGGUCAAGGACAGAGUUCUAAGGGAGCUUUGUGUAAGGAGAAUAUGACAUCAGUGGAGCCAGAUCAGACCUAUUCUGCUCCAGAAAAUCUGAUGAACAUUCAGAGGAAAUAUGAGCAGCAUCAAAAAUCAGUGCUGAAUAAGGAAUCCCAGACCCCUUGGGUGGACAGCCACUCAAUAUGGCGUACUUUAUGGGGAUGUUUCUCUGUCUGAAUCCCCAGAAUUCCUUUUUUCUUCUCUUCCACCAUCUAUGGGCCACGCCCAGUUUGCUGAGCCCAAGCACUGUGAUAGAGGAAAGAACUGAGAGCCAGGAAACAGGACAGAAGAAAACUCAGGGAGGUGUCAUUAGUCAGGGUAUCACUGAUGGCAAGUAGCCUAGACUAAACAACUCCAUCUCAUGAUAUCUGUGGGGCAGUUAUACUUUUCAGUGAAUUUUUCCACUAAUAAUGUUAUUUGAUUUUUUUAUAACCCUGCUGAUGAAAAAAAAAAAAAAAGAUUCACAGGUACAAAAGGCUGUUAGGAAUAAUUCAAUUCAAUCCCUUCAUUUUUCAGAGUAAAAUCUGAAAGACCCAACUGCCCAUCAUAGCUCUACCAAUGAUUAGUUCAGUGGCUUGAAUAAGUUACUUCAUCUGAUCCAUUUUAUAGGUGAGGAAAAUGUGGAAGGCAGAGUUAAUUGAUUUGCCCAAAGUGCCACAGCUAGCCAGUGUCUGAGUCCAGAUUUGAUCUUUCUAGCUGUCUUUGAAUACCUUAUUUUAGAACUUUAGAACUAGAACUUUAGUUCUAGGUGUUGAUCUAAAUCUAAUUUCCUCUAUGCUACUACCCAUUUUUGUCAAUACAAUGAAUUUUUAUCUUAGUACAGAUCUUUAUGUUUUCUUUUCAAGUUUUAUGGAUAUCCUCAUGAUUGAUGAAAAUAGAACUGGCCUUAAAUUAGACAAAGAAGAUAAUAACAAAUAAUAAAUAACCACGCAUAAUAUGGGCUAAUGCCCACUGUUGAAAGUUGCUUCCUGACCAGAUACACUUUCUUCAGUAACCUGCCAUCAUACUUAAAAUUCAAACUUUUAGAUGUUGAUUCCUUUGGGUAAUUUAGGUUUUGACACCUAAUAAAAUGAAAAUGCUCCAAAAAAGGGUAAAAAUCCUACUCAUAUUUUGACAAUCAGUUCAAACACUUCCUCCUUCCUUGUUCUUGCCAGGAAGAAUUAUCUCUUUAGUCUUUGAACACAGCUGGCACUUUAUGAAAUAGCUAAUGAACUAUCAUAUUCUAUUUUGUUUCAGUCAUAUAUAUGCUCAUAUCUUAUUUUACCUGAUAGCUUGUAAACUCCUUGAAGGCAAGCAUCUUAUCUUUGGAUCUCAGAAGGCUUUGUAUAUAUAGCUUCAGUAGAUUUUUAUUAAUUGAAAUGAAUCAAUAAUGAAAUAAAUAGUUUGCACCUUAGCAAAGAUUAAUUUGAUAGGUCAACAGAGAAAGCACAGAGAAGGAUCUUAAGAGGAAGAAAUCUAGAACAUGCAAGAGUUGUUAUAAGGAGGUGUUGUAAUAACAAGUAACUAUAAAUGAAUGAAUGAAGCAGAAGAAACUAUUUGGGAUAGUAAGCCCUAGCUGGGGAAGAAUGAGAAGAUGGAAGAGCAUAGCAAUACCACAAGAAUUUAGGAAAGGAGCUUAAACAGGGAGAUUUGUUAACAAAUCUAAUGGUAUCCCAAUUUCAUGUCAUUCCCAAAUUUGAUGAGCAUAUCUGUAUACGCUGUCUGGCACAUAAAAACUUAUGUGGAAAAAUCAAAUGAUAUUCAAAUUGUCCUUGAUGGGAAAGCUACCAAAACUUAUUACAGACUAGUUUAGCAUAGUGCAUGGCAUGUAGUAAGUGCUUAGAAAAUGACCAGUUGAUGCAUCUAGCUGAGUCCCAUCCUUCCAUUUAUUUAUUUAAAAAAAUCAUCUAUUGAAGAGUAAACAGCUGCCUAGCUCCAUGCUACAUUCCAUAGGGGUCACAGAGAGCCCAAAUAAUAGGGCUGUGAUUGUGAUUGUGGGGAAAGGGAAAAAAAAAGGUUUUCAAGAGGACAUAGGAGAUAACUAUUAUGAACAAAUGAUCUUUGCAAUGAAGUAAAACUCAAAUACAAACAAAUCUCUGCAGAGCCACAAAUCAACAUUAACUAUGCUAUAUUGUAGCUUUAUUUAUUUUUCUCAAUAUUUUCCAAUACAUUUCAAUGUGGUUUAGUUAUAUUUGAGAGCAUUUGACUCCUCUGUUUUACAGUGUUAUUGAAAAUCACAGAUACCCAAUACUAAAGGAUAUGAAGAAUGCUAAUUACCUUAAAAAAGGUAGAAUGACAAAUUCAAAAGUAGACAUUAGACCUAGAGAGGCUGAAAAUAAUUAUAUAGUCAAAUCAUGAAUAUACAAUUUGACAGCAGUGAAAUCAACAAUAAACUAAAACUUAAUUAUUUACAAAAUUGGCAUUUGAAUGAUCAUAGGCACAGUCACCUGAAAAGUGACACUGUAAGAGAAGAUUACUUCUCUUCAUUUUUGAAAACAACCCCAUGAUAUUUAGUUUACUUGGGAUAACAAAUUCUUUUUGGGAGAAUUUUUUGUUUUCUUCACAAAAUAAAACUUAUAAUAAUUUUCUUUUUUAAAAAAGAGAAAGAGGAAAAGAGAGAAAGAAAAAACAUCUUCCCUACUAUCCUCUUGUGAUAGAAAAACAUUUUUAAUUUUCUCAAACUCUGAUUCUUAAUAGACACUUACUUCAUAAAAUUGCUUUUAUAAUCUGUUUCUUCAUAAAAAUAAGUUGAUAUGUUUCUAAUAAAAACAGUCCUUACUAUCCUUA
Sarcophilus harrisii (Tasmanian devil) is the source of this 3797-nucleotide messenger RNA. RefSeq names its product GTPase IMAP family member 6. NCBI's taxonomy places the organism in Eukaryota, Metazoa, Chordata, Mammalia, Dasyuromorphia, Dasyuridae. Gene Ontology annotation, molecular function: GTP binding. Gene Ontology annotation, cellular component: cytosol. The transcript has 3 exons. The record is from RefSeq and is a predicted model, not a curated record. The coding region runs from base 258 to 1208 and encodes 316 amino acids.